Messenger RNA from Entrophospora sp. SA101, 459 nucleotides. Lineage: Eukaryota; Fungi; Glomeromycota; Glomeromycetes; Entrophosporales; Entrophosporaceae. The record is from the annotation of a GenBank genome assembly.
AUGCAACCUGAACCUGAUAGAGAACAUUUGGAAGUUGUUAAAGAUAAUAUCCAAAAGCAUGAAGACUUUCCGAGAACUGUGAACGAACUUAAAAUUGCAUUGAGAGAGGAGUGGGAAAAUUUGGAUCGCUCUAUUUUCGAGGAGGUUGUUACCUCAAUACCAAAAAGAAUCGAUGCGGUAUUAAGAGCAAAUGAUUCUACGAAAGAAAUAACAUCAAGUAGCUUAUAUUGUUUGACAUGGUAUAUCAAAACGGUUAUUUAUCGAAAAAAUAUCUUUCAAGCAAGAUCUAGCAAUGUAAGAAUAAGAAUGACUAUGCAACAAGCGGUUUCAAUUAAUGAGGGUGAUGAUGAAAGUUUAGCCCAAGAAAUUCUAAAAACAGAUAAAGCAUUAGGGUUUUUUAUAAAGAAUAAAAGACAAAACAAUUCAAUGAAUGAAAAUCCAGUUUUGUCGCAAUGUUAA